Messenger RNA from Neodiprion virginianus, 6485 nucleotides. It is a transcript of the gene Lpin, whose product is annotated as phosphatidate phosphatase LPIN2. The record is from RefSeq and is a predicted model, not a curated record. Gene Ontology annotation, molecular function: transcription coactivator activity; phosphatidate phosphatase activity. Gene Ontology annotation, biological process: cellular response to insulin stimulus; positive regulation of transcription by RNA polymerase II; triglyceride biosynthetic process. Lineage: Eukaryota; Metazoa; Arthropoda; Insecta; Hymenoptera; Diprionidae. Gene Ontology annotation, cellular component: nucleus. The transcript is spliced from 14 exons. The coding region runs from base 718 to 4143 and encodes 1141 amino acids.
UUCAAUACGUGUCAAGUGUUCGAGUAGUGAGGACGUUGAUCUUGCCUUUAACUAAUUACUGCUUCAACUAUACAUCCAGAUAUUCCUGUCGCUUAGUUUUCUUGUGUUUCAUAAAGUUUGUGACGAUUUUGUAAAACAUAGCUUGCAUACGGGAUACAGGAAAUUACUAUAUAUGAUAUCGAGUGCGGCAGUAUUUAAACUGCGCAUUCAACAAUCAUGUAAAUAUUGAGUACAGAAUAGUAAAGUAAUUGAACGCGGAUACGUCGAUUAGUCUGAAAUUCAAACCGCACAACCGCAACGUUUUUUGAUCAAGUCAAUCUGAAGAUUCAACGAUUACUCAUCCGACGAGUUGCGGUAUCAGUUAUACCAGGUUUACAGAAGCCCGCGGUUCGAACGCUACGGUCACGUGGAAGCCCCGUCUUAUCGACCGUUGGUUUUGGCCGCGAUGAUUGGCUCAGCUUAAGUCACGUGACACUUGACGUAAGGAACCUGCCGUCUGCUCAGCCGUCGGAGCGAGCGUCUGCCUGUUAUAUCAACUUGUCACAGAGAACGAGCCAUCGCUGGCCGCGAGGGAACAAAGGAGGAUCGCCGUUGCUUCAUACGGCGAUACACGACGUCGGAUUCUGGACGAGUUUUUUAAUCGACACACACAGGCAUCGAGCGAACACCCACACAGCAUCAAAAAGACCUUUUUAAAGGUCGCAAAAACAACCCAAUAUGUACAGCAUGAACUACAUUGGAAAGUUCAUCAGCAACUUUAGGGACUUUUACAAUGAAAUAAACGCUGCUACUCUAACUGGUGCCAUUGACGUGGUCGUUGUCGAACAGCCUGAUGGAUCUUUUGCCUGUUCACCUUUUCACGUCAGAUUUGGAAAACUAUGUGUCCUUCGAUCGAGGGAGAAAGUGGUUGAUAUCGAAAUAAAUGGAGAACCACGUCAAAUUCACAUGAAGUUGGGUGACUCUGGGGAAGCUUUUUUCGUUGAAGAAGUUGGCUGCGGAGGUUCACCAACUGACACAGAAAUUCCACCGCAUCUUGCAUGCUCUCCAAUUCCACAUGACAGUUGUUUUCCACAGCAAAGGGAGAGUGGAACUUUGUUUCUCAGGUUCAACCUGCUCUCGGAACUUCCGCAAGAACAACGUGAGAAGCUACUUAGAGAUUCGGUGCUGUCAAUAGAGCGUGAGAAAUGGGAGGAAAUGUCAGCGCUGCCGUCAGACGAGCGUGAGAAAUUUCUUGUAGAACAGUUUUCGGAUCUCCCAAUAGAGCACCGUGAAAAAUGGCUUCAAAUAGCGUCAAUGACUACAGAGGAACGUGACAAAAUAUUUCGCGAAAAUUUCGGUGUUAUAUCUACCGAACAAAAGCAGAAAAUGAUACGCGAGCAAUACUCUGCACUUAAGACUGAGGACAGAGAAAGACUGUUUAAAGAAAAUUUUCCAGAACUGCCGGUAGAGCAAAGACAGAAGUUCGAAUUUGCUUUGCUCAGUGAUUGGAAAGGCAAAGAGGAAGAAAAGUGGGAUGAUAAUCAGAUUGACUCUAAGCACGAUGACGAGGAGAUAUUCAAUAUGGAUAAUAUCGAUGGAGAGGAACCAAACCCUGCCUCGGCUGUAGCACCUGUGAAAACCUUCAACGCUGUUGCUUCUAAUACAAGAAUUCGUAAAAUAAGCAUUGUGCAUAAUGAAUUCCGGCCAAUAACGGAUGAUCCUCAAAGCAGUUCCAAGGAAAAGUCUAGUGACGAAUCAAACGUUUCUUUAUCCAAGAAAAAUUCCAAGGAUGAAACUAUUGAGGAAACGAAAGGUAGCAAUGGGUCCAAGAGAAAACGCAAGAGGAGAAGCAUUAUGAAGAAGAAAGGAGUGCAAAGAAAAACUAGUAAUGGAAGCAGUAGUCAGACUGAAAUGAGCGAAAAUGACGUCGUAGCUGCCGACGAAUCUCAGAGCGAACCUAUAUUAAAGGGCCCGAGUCCGGUUGUCGAAGUCGAAACCAAUAACGCUUCAGCUGAACCUACGGAAACCCACUUGUCAUCCUUGUCGCAAGAAAUUACAGUCCCGCGUCAAGAAUCAGAUUUUCAUUUCUUCAGUGACACAGAAAUCACAAAAAAUCGGGAGUCUCGGCCUCGUUCUCCAGUUCAGUCUGAUACAGAAUUUGAAAUGCGUAAGCUCACUGAAGAUAGAGCUGAAAUUGAGGAUGAGAAGACGCAUCAGCAGAGCUGGAGAUGGGGAGAAUUGCCAAGCCCUCCUCCCGACUCUUCUCUACCAUCGCAUAGGAGCUCAUUGAAUACUUCGACAGUAGCCAAUCAGCCUACUGACUUCGACGCCCAUCAAUCGAUUUUGAGUCGUACAUUGGCCUACAUGAAGCGGACAAAUUCUCGCUUUGUACGUAAUCCAGAAUCAGAUGGAAUAUAUUUGAGCGAUCUGAAUGCAGACGAACUUGACCCCGAAGUUGCUGCUCUUUAUUUGCCAACGUCUCAUCACAGGGCAACUAUUGCUAAAGGUGGAAAAAGUCUGGACGAAGAAGACGCAGAAUCUGGAAAUGGUCCAAGUCUACCUCAGAGUCCAAACAGCGUUGAAGGAGCCAUCGGCGGCCCUAAAUCGCUGGACAGUGAUUUUGAAGAGCCAAAACAUUCCCUAUUCGAUAGCAAUGCUGACGUCACGUUGUCUCUUUGUGGUGGCUUAGAUUCCAAGGAUGGACCAUCUGAGGAAACAUUCCAUCAAAACUUGCUUCACUUUGAAGAUGUCUGUAGUGAUCCAAAACUAUUCGAAAAUCCAAGUUUGGUCAUAAAAAUUAACGGAAAGUUUUAUAACUGGGCUAUGGCCUGUCCCAUCCUCAUGACCUUGGCUGCUUUUCAAAGGCACUUGCCCCAGAGUGCCGUAGAGAAUUUAUGUGCUCGUUACAUGCUGACUCCAGUUCACGAGGACGAGAAACAGCAAAGUGGGGGCAAAACUGAGGGUCGUACUGGUUACAGCUCUUGGUUUUCAUGGAGUCGCUCCAGUCAGCCAUCUAAAAAACAAAAGGAUUUAUCAGAAGUUGAUGGCCCAAUAAUCGGCCAAACUCAACAACAGCUUAUUGGAGUUAAAGAAGCUUCCCUAUCGGAGAGUGUGCCAUCAGUUAGCAUCAGAAUAGAUCAAAAAGAGGAAGAAAUAAUCGAUAUGCACUUGGGAACUGAGGCCGUAGCUCAGACUAGUUUCCCAAAUAUGCCGGAAGAAUCACUCCUUGACAAAGGAGAAAAGACACAUGGUGAGCAAGAGGGAGAAGGUUACAGUGGCAGUGAGGACUCUGACAGCAAUCGCAACGAACCUCAAGGAGUCAAAAUACCAAUAGAAAGAAGACCCUACUAUGAAUCCACCGAAAAAUACAGAAAGACUCUGCGGCUUUCCUCAGAACAAAUUGCCAGUUUGGGUUUGAAGGAUGGUGCAAACGAGGUAGUGUUCAGCGUGACAACCGCUUAUCAGGGUACAACCCGAUGUAGAUGUCACAUUUACAAAUGGCGUUGGGAUGACAAAAUCGUUAUAUCUGACAUAGAUGGUACAAUAACGAAAUCUGACGUGCUAGGACACAUUCUACCGAUUGUUGGUAAAGACUGGGCGCAAUCAGGUGUUGCUCAGCUAUUCACCAAGAUUAAAAAUAAUGGAUACAAGCUAUUGUAUCUCUCUGCUAGAGCUAUUGGCCAGGCUAGGCUCACCAGGGAAUAUUUGAAGAGUAUAAAACAGGGAGAUUUGUCUCUGCCUGAAGGACCUUUGCUACUUAAUCCUACGAGCUUGCUAUCAGCAUUUCAUCGAGAAGUUAUCGAAAAAAAACCAGAACAGUUUAAAAUAUCUUGCCUCAGCGAUAUUCAAGCCUUGUUUCCAGAAGACACCAAGCCUUUCUAUGCUGGAUAUGGAAAUCGUAUAAACGAUGUUUGGGCAUACAGAGCAGUGGGCAUUCCCAUAGUAAGAAUAUUCACGAUCAAUCAUCGCGGAGAAUUGAAGCACGAGCUGACGCAGACAUUCCAAUCCUCAUACUCGAACAUGAGCUAUAUUGUAGAUCAUCUAUUUCCCCCCCUGCCUGAAGAUGCAACUGACGAAUUUAGCAAUUUUGCUUACUGGCGAGAGCCAAUUCCUGAGUUGCCGGAUCUAGAAGUACUAAGCACUGAGACACAAACCACGCAAUAAACGUCUUCACUCGACACCUGAGCAAUAAUAAAUCGCUCAUUAUUUAUUAAAACAGUUGUUCUGUCUAGCUAAGUUUUAUACUCUGUGUAUUGAUGCAGCUGAUGAUCCGGCUGACGUGUUGCUACGAAAUAUUUUGUCUUAUUAUUCAUUCAAAAUUGUCAUUGACUAUAAGAAGAAGAAAAAUUUUGUUGCAAUGAAAGAAUUGACUCCCCGUAUUUUUCAUAGCUUUCUAAUAUUUAUUUCGGUUCUUUUUUCUUUUUAAAUGACUAGCAAAUGAACGACCACUUUUACUUUACUUUACGUUAUGAAAACACAUAGUCUACGUUGUUUAUUCCAAAAACAUUCCAAUAUAGGUGAUACAUAGUGAAACACGUAACUUGUGGACUUCAGUUGUUUAUUUAUUUGUCAAUCUCGGUACUAGUUCCUUGCAUCGCAUACGUCACGCCGGUUUCAUACUGCACCUAGCAGCUUAAGUAGCAGGAACAGCCGGCAGUUACUUGAAUAAAAUCAAUACUACUUGAAAUCUGAGAGUCGGUUAAACGUCGUCAACGUGUUUUGCUUUUGCUUUAAGAGAGAUGAUAAAUUGAAUCUGUAAAAGAUUAGUAUCUGUUGCUUACGACAUACUGCCAGCUUUUCACUGAAAGUGUUUUGAUUGUAAACCAAUAAUUCAGGUGUAUAACAUUUACCUCUUGUCUUGUCCAUGUUACUCAGACAAUUAUUAUUUAUUUUCUUUAAAUGAGAUUUCUGUUCAGUUGGUGUUACAAAUUGAUCAUGGUGAGUUGGAACAUAAAAGGACUGACUUUUGGAUUGUGAUAUUACGAGCAAGGGGAUAGAGAAAGUUAUAUUUAACUAAAUUUAGUAUCUGCUCAAAUUGUUGCACGAAGUGAAACGGAUCUAAAUUACUUUUGUAGAUUUAUUGUUUAAUUUAUUUGAUAUAUUAUGAAUUACUUCUUAAGAUUUCAGGGUAAAUUCUUUAUAAAUGUACAUGUUGUACUGUUAGUUUUGAAAAGGUGAGAAAAUUAAGAGAAAAAUUGAAGAGGUGACAUUUUAUUUUUCAUGUGAUAAAGUAUGAUAAUAGUUGACAUUGAUUAAAAUAACUCAAUCUUUAAUAUUUUCUUAUUGUUGUGUGUAUUACUCUCCGUAUUAUUUUUGUCAUCAAGUAAUUACACAACGCUGAUUGACAAUGCAAUGCGUAAUUACUUUACCAAAGAUCAUUUUCCACUUAGAUUAUACAUAGAUAAUCAUACUUUUGUAUUUAUAAAACCCUUCGAUAAUUUCUUAAUUUUAUUUUUGUCUCUGUAUUUAUUUAUAAAAAGAAUUUGAUGUGAAAAUUGGAAGCGUAUGGCACUGGAAUAAAAAAGAUUUGAGACAUUCACAUCUAGUUAGAAUUUGUAAAAUUACUAUAUGUUGGAUGAAAUAAUUGAUUAUCGUUUAGUAAGACAUGUAUAUAUUAUAAAUUAUUCAGGUUAUAAAUUAGUCAGGUCUGUAAGUCACGUUAUGUAAAAUAUAUAAACUUAUUUCGUAACCAGGUAUUAUUGAUUUUGUUAGUUAAGUAUUAUACUAUCGUAUCUAGUAAGAAAAUUUAGUUUUCAUUUUAGAAUAUGUGUUCGACUAUUUCUUUGAUAUUACCUGAUAAAUAAUUCGAUAUUUCGAGUUUUUCUUGUUAUUACCGAUCCUUUUGUUUAGGUAAUUUCCAGUCGAUAUGACGAUCUGAAUUCCUGUGAUUUGAGGAACAUGAACAACACGUGUACACAGCUAUAUUUCAUUCGCUCACUUCGCUUUACAUUCAGUGUCGUCACAUAAUUGUUGCCUAUAAAUGAUACGUUUUAGUGAUAAUAAUCAUGAAUUAAUGUAUUUUAAUGAAAUCCUCUUGUCAGAGAGCUGAUAUUGCUAUUAGAAUGUCGAACUUAUUUAAAUUCUAACACAUUGAGAGCGGAAUAUAACUUAUUACGAUUGUCAUUCCAAAUUGAGAAAGCAAGUUGCUCGUAAUAAGAUAUAUUACGUAUUUAUAUUUAUUUUGAUGAACGUCAUUAAAAAAGAAUUGACAAGAUUUCUUCUACAAUUCACUCACUAUUUUACAUAAACAUUAUUCACUCCGCAUAGGAACAAACAAUAGGUAUCUUCCGAGGAUAAGAAUAAUUAUGCCUUUUCAAAGUGGAAUGCAGUUUGAGCUCAAAACCUAUUACUAUCAAGAAAACCUUAUCAGUAAAUGGAUUAAAUAAUUAAAUAUGAAAGUUUGAACUAAAUAUUAUCAAGCUCUCUAUGCAACAGUUUAUUCAAUGUAAUAAUCAUAUCUUGUAAUCUACACAAGUUUCAAAUAAUAAAGGGAAAAAAAUAAUUAA